Paecilomyces variotii is the source of this 1281-nucleotide messenger RNA. Its product is annotated as beta-lactamase family protein. The transcript has 5 exons. The record is from RefSeq and is a predicted model, not a curated record. Bases 1 to 1281 code for a protein of 426 amino acids. Lineage: Eukaryota; Fungi; Ascomycota; Eurotiomycetes; Eurotiales; Thermoascaceae.
AUGGACCUCUUUCACUCCCCAGAAUUCUCUUCCCAUGUGGAGGAACUCAUGGAGGAGCACCAUGUGCCUGGGGUUUCUAUCGCUAUAGUCCAGAACGAAACGAUAGCCUCAACAGGCUACGGGAAGUUAUCAUUCGAACCCCCUGUACCAUGUACAGCAGAUACGCUAUUCAAUAUCGCAUCCGCAUCGAAAUCCUUAACAGCUGCUUCUGUCGGCCUACUAAUCGAUGAUAACAAACAUUAUCCUGAAGUACAGUACGACGCGACCAUGUCGAACUUAUUACCCGGCGACUUCGUGACCUCAGAGGCGGGAUACACUGAAAGUAUUACCGUUGAGGAUAUACUCAGUCAUAGAUCAGGCAUACCUCCUCAUGACUUCUCCUAUAUGAGCUCGCGAGCAGCAGAACCAGACGACGCUAAUAUGAUGUAUAUAGUGGCAACGUACCUAAUAGAAAAGAAGGCUGGUAUAUCUUUUGCUGAUUUCGUGCGAAAACACUUCUUUGGGCCAUUAGAGAUGAACUCGACAAGUCUCCAACCAGAGGCUGCUCGCGUAAAAGGCCUUGGCGACUGUAUUACGGCCGGUUACAUAUGGGAUGCAGAUUCGAGAGAAUAUAAAGAACUCCAGACCCCUGGCAGCCCAGAGGCGCAAGGUGUAGGGUUCAUUAUUACGAGUGUGAACGACUACAUCCGAUGGGUCAAGGCAAUGAUGAACCAUGAAGGCCCCAUAACGGAAGGAAUCUACAAAGGUCUCGUCAAGUCACGGAUAUUUCAGAAUCCGGAGGCUGAGAACCUAAAUCUUCAUGACGGUGCUGACCCUGGCUUCGGUACUGUACAUUUCUUCCUCCCUGAAUUCAAAUUCGGUAGUGCUAUCUUUGGGAAUUCCAGUGAUGGGGGGAUAGUCGCUGCCAUUGUGAUGAGGGAAUUGAUCGACGAGGUACUCAGAGUCCCGCGGGCUGAACGACCAGAUUGGAAUAAGAUCGUUUCUGCGGAAAAUUCGGGGGGUAAGAACAGUGAUGAAGAAAAGCUGCACCUGAAGCUUUCCCCUGGUAUUCAGGAACCACAGCCUCAGAAGACGCCGCUUAACCGGUCUAUGGGAUUCACACUCACAUUGGAGCAUAUUUGUGAUCAGACCAAGUACAUUGCGCAUAUGAGCGAUUUCUUGGAAGGCGGAUAUGAUCCCCUUAUAGCGGAGUUCAAGCUUGAGGGCGAUAAGGCUUCUAAGUUGGGUGUGGACCUUGAGAGUGACAUAGAGGAGUUGAUUUGGUUCACUAGAGUGCAGUAG